Molecule: messenger RNA, 2343 nt
Organism: Leptonychotes weddellii (Weddell seal)
Lineage: Eukaryota; Metazoa; Chordata; Mammalia; Carnivora; Phocidae
Source: RefSeq, a predicted model, not a curated record
GGCCCAAGUUAACGUGUAUGGUUCUUGGUGUCUGGCCUGCAGUUUAACGUGUGUGGCACAAUGCCGGUCUGUGGGACCUUCGAUGGAAAACCAGCCUCUGGCUGUGAGGCGGAAAUUCAGACAGAGGAGCUAAAGAAUCUGAAGCCAGAAAGGCUGGUUGGACUCGAGAAAAGCCUGCAGCUGUCCACUGAGGGCUUUAUAACUCUGACCUACAAAGGGCCUCUUUCCCCGGCCACAGGGACCGCUGACGCCUUUAUCAUCCGCUUUGUUUGCAACGAUGACUUUUACCCGGGAACCACCAAAUUCCUGCAUCAGGACAUUGACUCUGGCCUGGGAAUCCGAAACACUUUCUUUGAGUUUGAGACUGCACUGGCCUGCGUCCCCUCUCCUGUGGAUUGCCAGGUCACGGACGUCGCUGGAAAUGAGUAUGACCUGAGUGGCUUAAGCAGAGUCAGGAAGCCCUGGACUGCUGUGGACACCUCGGCUGAUGGAAGAAAGAGAACUUUCUAUCUGAGUGUUUGCAAUCCCCUCCCUUAUAUUCCCAGAUGCCACGGCAGCGCGGUGGGGUCCUGCCUGGUGUCAGAAGACAACAGCUGGAACCUGGGCGUGGUGCAGAUCAGCCCCCAGGCUGCCGAGAACGGCUCCCUGAGUAUUGUCUAUGUCAACGGUGACAAGUGCGGAAACCAGCGCUUCUCCACCAGGAUCACGCUCGAGUGCGCUCAGACCUCGGGAUCCCCAACAUUUCAGCUUCUGGAUGAUUGUGAGUAUGUGUUUGUCUGGAGAACGGUGGAAGCCUGUCCCGUCAUCAGAGUGGAAGGAGACAACUGUGAGGUGAAGGACCCGAGGCACGGCAACCUGUACGACCUGAAGCCGCUGGCUGUUAAUGACACUGUCGUGAGUGCCGGCGAAUACACCUACUACUUCCGGGUCUGUGGCAAGCUGUCCUCAGAGGUCUGCUCCACUAACGACAGGUCCAAGGUGAUCUCAUCGUGUCAGGAGAAGCGGGGACCCGAGGGAUUUCAAAAAGUGGCAGGUCUCCUCACUCAGAAGCUGACGUAUGAGAAUGGCUUAUUGAAGAUGAACUACACUGGGGGGGACACUUGCCAUAAGGUGUACCAGCGCUCCACAACCAUCUUCUUCUACUGCGACCGGAGCACCCAGAGGCCGGUAUUUCUCAGGGAGACUUCGGAUUGCUCCUACUUGUUCGAGUGGCGAACGCAGCAUGCCUGCGCGCCUUUUGACCUGACUGAGUGCUCAUUCAAAGACGAGGCUGGCAACACCUUCGACCUCUCGUCCCUGGUAAGGUAUAGCGACAACUGGGAAGCCGUCACAAGGACAGGAGCCACCGAGCACUAUCUCAUCAAUGUUUGCAAGUCUCUGUCUCCCCAGGCUGGUUCCGAGCCGUGCCCUCCGGAAGCAGCCGCGUGUCUCUUGGGCAGCUCCAAGCCUGUGAACCUCGGCAGGGUGAGGGAGGGGCCACAGUGGAGAGAUGGCGCCACUGUCCUGAAGUACGUCGAUGGUGACUUGUGUCCAGACCAGAUUCGGAAAAAGUCAACCACCAUCCGCUUCACCUGUAGCGAGAGCCAAGUCAAUUCCAGGCCCAUGUUCAUCAGUGCGGUGGAAGACUGUGAGUACACCUUCUCCUGGCCCACACCAGCUGCCUGUCCUGUGAGGAGCAAUGUGCACGACAACUGCCAAGUCACCAACCCUGCCACAGGACACCUGUUUGAUCUGAGCUCUUUAAGCGGCAGAGCUGGACACACGGCCGCAUACAGCGAGAAAGGGCUUGUGUACAUCAGUGUCUGUGACGACAAUGAAAACUGCUCCCCCGGCGUGGGGGCCUGCUUCGGGCAGACCAGGAUCAGUGUGGGCAAGGCAAACAAGAGGCUGACCUAUGUGGAUCAGGUCCUACAGCUGGUGUAUGAGGAUGGAUCCCCCUGUCCGUCCAAAUCCGGCCUGACCUACAAGAGUGUGAUCAGCUUCGUGUGCAGGCCUGAGGCCGGGCCCACCAACAGGCCCAUGCUCAUCUCUCUCGACAAGCAGACAUGCACGCUCUUCUUUUCCUGGCACACGCCUCUGGCCUGCGAGCAGGUGACGGAGUGCUCUGUGAGGAACGGAAGCUCCAUUAUUGACCUGUCCCCCCUCAUCCACCGCACGGGGGGCUAUGAGGCAUAUGACGAGAGUGAGGAUGACACUUCGGACACCGGCCCUGACUUCUACAUCAACAUCUGCCAGCCGCUGAACCCGAUGCACGGGGUGCCUUGUCCCGCCGGAGCGGCUGUGUGCAAGGUUCCUGUCGACGGUCCCCCCAUAGUAAGUAUGGGAAACACAAGGCAGAAACAA